AAUUGCUAUAAAAGCCGGAAACCAUUAUAGCUUCAAUAACUUCUGCUUUUACUCUCCAGCAAAUAACACAAAAUAAAAGCAAAAUGGAUUUCUAUUACGCGCCCCGUGGAAGUGGAUGCCGCACUGUGAUCAUGGUUACCAAGGCUCUGGGAUUGGAAUUAAAUAAGAAGCUAGUGAAUACCACGGAACGCGAACAUUUGAAGCCUGAGUUCUUGGAGCUCAAUCCUCAGCACACUAUUCCAACAUUGGUGGACAACGGAUUCUCUAUCUGGGAAUCCCGCGCCAUCGCUGUCUACCUUGUGGAGAAGUACGGCAAGGAUGACUCCCUCUUCCCCAAGGAUCCCAAGAAGCAGGCCGUGGUAAACCAGCGCCUGAACUUCGAUUUGGGAACUCUAUACGAGAGCUUUGUCAAAUACUAUUUUCCUCUUAUCCGCACUGGAACACCCGGCUCUGAUGAGGACUUUAAGAAAGUUGAGACGUCCUUCGGGUUCCUCGACACUUUCUUGAAGGGUCAGGAAUACGUGGCUGGUGACCACCUCACCGUGGCCGACAUUUCCAUCCUGGCCACUGUCUCAACUUUUGACAUAUUUAAGUUCGACCUCAGCAAAUACUCAAAUGUGGCCAGGUGGUACGCCAAUGCCAAGAAAGUGACUCCUGGAUGGGAUGAGAACUGGAGUGGCCUUUUGGAACUAAAGGCACUUUUCGAGGCCCCUCUUCUCAACAUGGAUCUGUAUAAUAUGGCUGGUUCCCCCAGCACCCGAGCUGUUAUAAUGACAGCCAAGGCAGUGGGAGUGGAACUCAACUCGAUUAAUGUCAAUACCUUUGUGGGGGAGCAACUGAAACCGGAAUUUGUAAAGAUUAACCCCCAGCACACCAUUCCCACUUUGGUGGACAAUGGUUUUGUCGUUUGGGAGACCAGAGCAAUUGUAGUUUACCUGGUGGAACAGUACGCAAAAGAUGAUUCCUUGUACCCAAAAGAUCCCCAGAAACAAGCUUUGAUCAACCAGCGAUUGUACUUUGACAUGGGAACUCUCUACGAAGCUAUAGCCAAAUAUUUCUUCCCACUGCUGAGGACUGGCAAGCCAGGAACCCCCGAGAACUUUGAGAAACUUAAUGUGGCCUUUAAUCUGCUGAAUACCUUCCUGGAGGGACAGGACUACGUGGCUGGCAAUCAACUCUCCGUGGCUGACAUUGUUAUUUUGGCCACCGUUUCCACAACCGAAAUGGUUGACUUUGAUUUGAAAAAGUUCCCGAACGUGGAGAGGUGGUACAAGAACGCCCAGAAGAUUACUCCUGGAUGGGAUGAAAAUUUGAAAAGAAUUGAAAAUGCCAAAAAAUUCUUGGCAGAAAACUUAAUUGACAAGUUGUAA
Molecule: messenger RNA, 1370 nt
Organism: Drosophila eugracilis
Lineage: Eukaryota; Metazoa; Arthropoda; Insecta; Diptera; Drosophilidae
Product: glutathione S-transferase D6
Exons: 2
Coding region: 84-1370 (428 amino acids)
Biological process (GO): glutathione metabolic process
Molecular function (GO): glutathione transferase activity
Source: RefSeq, a predicted model, not a curated record